Molecule: messenger RNA, 1167 nt
Organism: Seminavis robusta
Lineage: Eukaryota; Bacillariophyta; Bacillariophyceae; Naviculales; Naviculaceae
Source: the annotation of a GenBank genome assembly
AUGAAAUACCAUGCUCUAAGUUAUCCUGCCAUUGUUACCACAGCAUGGCUAGUAGUAGUAUGCUGCUUGUUACCGGCGGCGACUGCGUUUCGUCCGGUGGCAACAUUUUCGAGUUCCUUUGUCUGCUGCCGCCAAAGGCCCAUUUUGCGCAUCCAGCCGCCGCGACACCGUCGUAGCAGUACUAACAACCAGCUGAUGAUGCGAGAUGUUUCGGCCAGCUACUGGUUUCAAGUGGGUGACACGGUCCGAGUCGUUGCCGAUGACGUCAAAAAAGCCGGGGUCAAUCUGCACAAUCGAAUGGGCACGGUAGUGGAAACAUGGGAAAAAUGCGACGUGGACCCGACCUGCUGUUGUGCCGAACAAGUCGAUAUCAACAUGGCGGUACGAGUCGAGUUUCCAGGAACUGAGGCAGAUCCAAGUGCUGGCACCGAUGACUCUUUCUUUUUCUAUUUUGCCGAGGAAGAACUGAUCAAGGUGACCGAAACUGUAGCAACAACACCAACAAAAGAGGACGACACAAUCGCAAUGGCAGCAACCAAACCGCCAUCGCAUUCCUCACUUGGUCUGGGUCGCACUGUGACACACAAGUUCAGAAUAGGUCGUCUUCAAGCUACGCCACAACAACCAACCCAUUGGCUGGGCAACUGGGAACCUGUCUCCAGACCAGAAGAUGAUGCUGCUACAAAGAAUGGUAUGCAAUCUGGUUCGGAUCCCAACAAUCAACUUCCAUUUGAUGGAAUGAGCUGCACAGCCUUCAAAUUGGAUCACUUACAAUCUACAGGUAGCCAACAACCGAGAGGGCUUGCAAGCUGGGAACCAACUGCCCAGAAGCAGCAGCAGGAGAAUGAUGCUACUGUUUCCAGCUCAGCACCAUUUGAUGGAAUGAGCUGCACAGCCUUCAAAUUGGAUCACUUACAAGCUGCAGGUAGCCAACAACCAAGAGGGCUUGCAAAAUUUGUACCAGUCUCCAAGCUACCAGAGGAUGUUGCUUCGGGUGUGGGUGACAGCAUUCAAUCCGCUUCUACUAGUAGUACGAACAAUCAAGUUCCUUUUGAUGGAAUGAGCUGCACAGCCUUCAAACUGGAUCAUCUGCAAUCUGCAAGUAGUCAACAACCAAGAGGACUUGCAAAGUGGGAGCCUGUCUCAGAUCCACAAAAUAGUCACUGA